Messenger RNA from Trypanosoma theileri, 2175 nucleotides. RefSeq names its product aldo/keto reductase. The transcript has a single exon. The record is from RefSeq and is a predicted model, not a curated record. Lineage: Eukaryota; Euglenozoa; Kinetoplastea; Trypanosomatida; Trypanosomatidae. The coding region runs from base 1 to 2175 and encodes 724 amino acids.
AUGAUAGGAACUCAGAUAUCGUGUCUACGUCGGUGGGGUACCGCCUGCACAUUUCUUCCCUCCCACGUCCGGUUUCUAUCCCAACAUGGAAAAGGCGAACAAAGAACUUCUUCUCACGAUCAUAUGAAGAACCAAAGCCAUCACAACAACAAUAAUAAUAAUAGUAAUGAGCGGUUAGUGGCCCGCACGAGUGAGACGGCUGGUAUUAACGGCCUUUACGGCAAUAGAGCGCAGAAUGCUAUUCGCGGUAUGUUAGGACCACAAGGUCAGGCCGAUGCCCGUGAGUCCAAAGCCGUUCCCAUCUUGGGAAGAGCCACUGUGCAGGGAACAAAGUAUACAUGUGAUCGAUCCACCGUGUUUGAGAAUUGGAGACAUGUCUGUGCGGAUCCUGUUGGUUGGCAUUUAUCUAAACUUGGAAGUGCCACUUGUAAAAUGCCAAAUGAUGUGAAUGAAGCUGUAGAAUCUUUGCAAUUACAAAUUAUUAAAGGAUGUAAUGUAUUUGAACUGGAUGGAAGUUUAUCAGAUGUACAUCAAAGUAUAGCUCGUGCUUUUUAUGAAGCUUUACAAGCCUUUGAGUUGGAAAGAGAAGGAUUUGUUAUGGUUUUUCGUUGUGGUGUUAUUAAACAACAACCAUUUCAAGAAGAAGUAACACAAGUGGAAACAUCCAAUACAGCUGUGGUACGUAAUCGUAUUGUACCUAUAUUUGAACGAUAUAAAGCUUCUUCUUUACCUUCUAUGCAAUUAAAAACAGGAUUUCGUAUCAGUGAUUUAAGUGAUGAACAGUUAUCACGUUUAAAUCUUCGUCGUGUUUCUAAAACUUCUGCGGCAGGUCUUUCUCCAGAUUGGUUAGAAGCUUUCUUUACAAAUGUUGCCUAUAAUACAAAACUAGAAUGUAUUGAUGUUCUCUUAUUAGAUGGUUUUCACACUUUAUUUGAUGGGAGACCAAGAGAACACAUUGAUGAUGAUAUUCUUCAAUUAUUUGCCUAUCUUGAAAAUCAAGUAAAACUCGGUGUAUUACAGUAUUACGGUAUAUCUUCUCCAUACUUGGCUCCACACAUUCAUCGUGAUUUCCCUGAACUUCCACCAGACGCAAUGGUGCCAGAUCAUAUUCGACAUCGUCGUCCACUUCCUGCGGUUAUUAAUUUAUAUCAUGUUUUGGAAUUGGCAAGACGUGCUGGUGGUGAUAAGCAUCAUUUUCGAUUUGUACAAUAUCCAUUUAAUUUGACAUUUUCACAGGCACUUGAUAAACCAUUACCGUAUGAUGGUAAUCACACCCUGCGUUCCCUCACACAAGCAUUAGGCUUAACCACAUUAGGAUAUAGUCCACUAGAGGCAACAGACUUAAUGGAAUUACCACAACGUUAUCAUAAUUUUCCAAUGGAGGCGGAUCUUAAAUCACUUCGAAUGAAUUUCUUUACCGUUUGUGAACGAUGUGUAUUGAAAGAAAUGGAAGUGAAGGAGUCUAUUGAAAAAGGACCUUCCACAGUACCUCCAUUAGAACAUCUUUUUGUGGCGAGUGUUUAUUUAGCAGCACAACGUCAAUUUACAAAUUUAUUCUUCUUUACAAGUUGGGCUACAUAUUAUAUGAUUCCUCGAUUUCGUCGUGCUCUUAUGCGGUUUAAAGAAGCUUCCUCUACAGAUCUUAAGGAGUGGUGUAAACAAUAUGAACAACUUGUAAAUGAUAUGCUUCGAUUACGAAAACGAAUGUUUGAACAUAAAGCUGGUAAAUUUGCACUUGAGAAAAAUUUUGCAAUUGAUCGUGUGAGUCCAACACUCUCUAUGUGUCCCAUGUUAAAUCAAAAGGCGAUUAACUUUGCCACUUAUGGUUGUGAUACUGUAUUAGCAGGAUUUCAUGUAUCCCGUUAUUUUCAUGAGGCCACGGAAUUAAAUCCUGCCCGCAAUGGGGAAUUAGUGAUACCAGAAUCUGAACUUCAGGCUUUAUGUACAUCUAUGGAAGUAUCGUAUGCAAACUCUUCUCCACCGGAUCCAUAUAUGCUGGAGCCUAUAGUAACAGAGGGGAAGUUAUCUAGACAGCGAAGUAAAUCAAUGGAGUUUAUGGUGAAGAUUGAUCCACAUAAUCCAAAGUUUCCAGAUAUCCCAGAAGAGUUGGGAGAAGAGGGAGAGACAGAGAAGAAGAGUAAUAGCAAUAAUAAUAAUACUACUAAUAAGGUAUGA